Molecule: messenger RNA, 993 nt
Organism: Paramecium tetraurelia
Lineage: Eukaryota; Ciliophora; Oligohymenophorea; Peniculida; Parameciidae
Exons: 2
Source: RefSeq, a predicted model, not a curated record
AUGAUUUCAAUAAGUACAAAUUAAGAAGGGGAGUUCGUCUUUGAUUCAAAAGAGUAGGAUUAUGUUUUAUUAGAUCUAAAUACAUUACAAGAACAAUUAGAAUUGGGGAGAAAAAAUGAAAUUUUGGAUUUGUUACAAUAAGUUAUGAAAUCUAAUGAAUAUUAAUCGUCAACUGAAAAGGUUUAAAGUUAAAUUGAAUGGGCAUUACAGACUGUAAAUGAGCACCCUUCAGAAUAGUAUUAUUUAUUUUAAGAGGAUAUUAGUUACGAGUUGGAGUAAUAGAUAGAAAAUUAGAGAUACCCUGAAGUUCAUUCUGCGAACAAGAUGAUAGAUAUGAAUAUUGGAAAGAUAAAGGCAAGAGUUCAAUUUAUGUCUUAAUAAGAGAGGAGGAAUCUUAUGAAAACAAAAAGCUUGGAAAGAAGCAUGCAAUAAAUAUAUACAUGCAAAUAAAAUAAGUUUUAUAAGGAACAGUUGCAAUAGAAAUACUAGUUGAUGUAGAAGGAGAUCAUUGAUAGAAAGAGGAGUGAGAUAUACUAAUAAAGGCAGAAGCAUCUCUAGAUAAUGCAAAGAACAAAGGGGAAGUUGGGCUAAAUGUAAAUUAUGAUGCUAUUAAGUUUGCAAAUAAAGGUCGAGGAGAAUAAGCAAUUGAAGGAAUCAAUUCAAUUUGGGUUGUAUCAGACGAUGACUGAGUUGAGAUCAGAUAAUAUCAAGGCCUACAGGAGAGUGAAGGUGAUGGAGCAGUAACAGUAGGAAAAGUUGUAAUUGUUUUGGUAAACCAAAUAAGUAAUCGCAAAAACGAAUUACAAAAGAAAAGUUGAGGAUGCUUACUUAUUAAAUAUGCAAGCGUAGGAUAGACUGUAGCAAUUGGAAUAAUAGGAAACACAAUUAAUGCACAGAUUGCGUUAGACAGAACAAUAAUAUUAGAUGAGUUCUAUAAAGUUGGAGAAAAUGAAGUCGAAAUCAUACAAGGAUCUGGGGAAUAUGUGGAGUUGA